Messenger RNA from Yamadazyma jaroonii, 1206 nucleotides. The record is from the annotation of a GenBank genome assembly. Lineage: Eukaryota; Fungi; Ascomycota; Pichiomycetes; Serinales; Debaryomycetaceae.
AUGACUGACCUAAAUGAAACUUCAAUCAAUAGUGUUGAAGCAAUCAGUUAUAGGUAUUAUAAUUACGUUGCAUUAAUAAUCAUUUUGGGAAUUUUGAUUAUCGGAAAACCUAGAAAGAAGGUGGACAAUAAAAACAGAAAGUUGGGUCAAUGGACUGCAGAAGACUAUAAACCCCCAUCACCCGCCCCAUAUCCAAAUUGGGAUUUGAAUAAAACGGGACCCUUACCUUAUAGAGCAUUUAAACACAAAUACAACAUUACAAUGGGUAUCAGAAAUAUGGACUGGAGCUCCUGGUUUGAAAUUGAUAAUCAGUGGUUUAAAUUUCAUAGGGAAAAAUUGAAUCGUUUGGAAAAGUAUGAUACUAGCCUUUAUGAAACUACUAAAGAAGCUCUUCCAGCAGCUUACGAAUUACUCGAGGAAAUGAGAGAAUAUUUGCCCAAAAGGUAUCCAUCCAUGUUUGAAUCCACCGAAUAUGGAAUCCAUAAUAAAGCAACAGACGAAGAUGUCAACUUCAUGGGUAAAUAUAGAAACUUCAAUCCUGCUAAAAAAACUGGAGUUGAUCCCAUGAAAUUAGCGGCAUUGUUAGUACAAGAUGAUUUGGCUAUAAUGAUGGAAAGCAAAGACGGUCAAUACAUUUUAAAAGGAGGUGCCAUAAUUUUACCUGGAUUCUGGAAAUUUAGAGACAAAUUCAAUAUGACUUUGGAAAAUAUUCACACUUCUGGAGAUGUUCCAAAAUUCAAGGAAAAAUUACAAAGUGGUAUGGAAAAGUUCUUUGUUAGGUUAACAUGUGACAAACCUGUUGUACGUAACAACUAUUUCCUUCAAACUGACGAUCAGUUGGGCUGGUCUGUUAGUAUUGGUAAUGAAUUUAAAGGAAAAGUUGGUUGGGGUACUGCAGAUGAAGCGACAGAAAUUGAAAAAAUCCAUUUGAGAAGUGAAAGACAAAGUUUAAGAAGAUUGCCUAAAUCGGGUGCAAUAAUCUUCACAGUGAGAACAUAUUUCAUUCCUAUCACAGAGAUUGUUAAAGAACCUUUCAUUCCUAGAAGAUUAUUGAACGGUAUCUUAAGUUGGGAAGAAGAUGUCCAAGAUUACAGAGGUUUCACAAAAUUCAAAGAUGUUUUAUUACCUUACUUGGAAGAAAAAGCCUUAGAACAAGAAAGAUUAGGAUUCUUACCGGAAGAGGGACCUAAUGUUUUUCCAUUUUAA